UGGACGUCAUUACUGAACCUGCAGAUCACAGUGAAGUUUUCUGCCUUCAAACCUUGUCCCAUCAACAUGAAGACUGUGUGGCUCCUCACAGGACUCCUGCUCAGUGCACUGGGCUGCUCUUGCAUGCCGUGGGGUGUUAACGCUGCCUCUCCUCGCCAAUGUUGCUUUGAGUUCAGCACAAAGAAGAUCGAACCAACUCAGAUCCUGUCCAUUGUUAAGACCAGCAGCAAGUGCUCUAAGCCAGGAUACAUAGUGACCACCAAAAACAAGGCAAAGGUCUGUGUUGACCUGAACGAUAUCGAUGACUUGGUGUUAAACCCAAAUUAGUACAAUGAAGUAUCUGCCUGAAAACUUUUAAAAUUCUAUUAACUUUAUUCAUUCUUUAUGAGUAUUCACUUUUUGAAUUGUGAAGCAUAAUGGAAGUGUAUAGCUUUCGUUUUUAGAAAUAUGUAGGCCUAACUCUUUUUUACGAUAAAUGUUCUUUUUUUUAUACCCAUCUUCUACCUGACCUAAACUGACACAAAAAAUAAAUGCUUUUUUGAUCUUG
Molecule: messenger RNA, 547 nt
Organism: Boleophthalmus pectinirostris (great blue-spotted mudskipper)
Lineage: Eukaryota; Metazoa; Chordata; Actinopteri; Gobiiformes; Gobiidae
Product: eotaxin-like
Exons: 3
Coding region: 67-327 (86 amino acids)
Biological process (GO): lymphocyte chemotaxis; monocyte chemotaxis; positive regulation of GTPase activity
Cellular component (GO): extracellular region
Molecular function (GO): chemokine activity; CCR chemokine receptor binding
Source: RefSeq, a predicted model, not a curated record